This is a messenger RNA of Phycodurus eques (leafy seadragon), 2050 nucleotides long. RefSeq names its product ankyrin repeat domain 34Bb (gene ankrd34bb). Gene Ontology annotation, molecular function: protein binding. The record is from RefSeq and is a predicted model, not a curated record. The transcript is spliced from 2 exons. Lineage: Eukaryota; Metazoa; Chordata; Actinopteri; Syngnathiformes; Syngnathidae. The coding region runs from base 285 to 2000 and encodes 571 amino acids.
GUUGGUUGAUAAGAGAGUAUUAAAUAUUGUUCAAAGCUCAAUUGACUGUUUCAUCGUUAACUCCGGGCUGGGCUCGGCUUGCUUUGGCUGAGGGUGGCCCUGUACCGCAUCAAAUCGUGAACCAAUCGGAUGCUUGCCAGCCACGUAAACAAUAGCAUACAGCGUAUCACUUAAGGGGGUAUCACUUAAGAGCGAUACAUUUGCAUUGGCAAAAUUACCUGCUGGCCUGAUAAGAUGCAUUAAAACAACCUCAACUCUGCUUUUUUUGCAGGCGCCACCUGUGGAUGAGUGCGCGAGCCCCCAAUUCAAGAUGCCGACUGUUAGUUUUAGGCAGCAGUGCAAUGGAUGAGUCAACAGCGAUACAAACAGAUGCCAAUUCUCUGCGAAAGGCCGUCCACCUGAGUCGUCUGCGUCUGACUCGGCUGCUUCUGGAGGGAGGGGCCGACGUAAACGAGAGCAAUGAACAUGGCGAGACACCGCUGAUGGUGGCCUGCAUGACACGUCACUCAGAUGCACAGAGUGUGCCCAAACACAAAAUGGUCCAGUAUCUCCUGGAAAAUGGUGCAGAUCCAAACAUUCAAGACAAGAGCGGGAAAACUGCCUUGAUGAAUGCGUGCCUUGGACAGGAUGGAACUGAAGUCCUCUCCCUCCUGCUGAGCAGUGGUGCUGAUCCAACUCUGGAGGACCACUCUGGCUUGUCAGCACUAGUUUACGCUGUUAAUUCAGGUAACAGGGAAAUCCUCAAGAUCCUCAUGGAUGCUUGUAAAGCCAAGGGAAAGGAAGUCAUCAUCAUCACCAUCAACAAGCAACCAUCUGGCCAUCAGACAACAAAGCAGUACCUAAAUGUGCCUCCACCCCUUGACCCUGAGGAGCAUCUGUAUUGCACGCCAACCUGCUCGUCUCCAUUUGACAUCCAGCGACGAGUUCCCCCACAGAGUUCCUCAGCAAGUGCCUCUCCAAAGCCUGGUAUUCCCCUUCUUGGCCUAAGAAAUACUAAGUUUCCUGGUUUAUGGGUUAGCUUCGAUACAUCUCAACCAGACUCACCUAUUAAACACCCGAGUCCAAUAAGUGUUCCCAACGUGGACAAGCGGCUUAAUCUCCAGAGAUUACACUCGUGGCAGUGGGUCAAAAGUCCACACCUGCUUCAUCAGAAGAGCCAGACUUCCUUGCUGACAGAGGAGCAAGUAGAAUCUCCACCGGAGGUCGUCUCACCUUUCAGAGGCGUCAACUUCCAUUGUCGGCCUCCAGCUGUUUCGCGCCACCAUAGCGUGGAGAUGAAAGAUGCGCCCCUGAAAGCACUGGACAUGCAGAAUGACAACAGAGGGCAAAGUGGAAGAGGCUUUGCUCGAAAGAUGUCAUUUGACAGUGCUGCAAGUGCACAGCAUUCCUCUUCUCACCCUAACUUGCAUCAAGAAAACAAUCUCCCGUUUCCCUACGAAUCCAGUCCUGCCGGUGGAGACACGUCGGACACUCUUCGACAGUUAAAUAUUUCCAGUCUUCGAAACGUUAUUCAUCGACGUAACAUUGGCGUCGAUCAUUACAGUUCAGACUCUCAGUUACCACAGUUUGGCAGCAAAGACAAAAGACCGACAAAAGGAUCAGACAGGCCCAAGCUGACAAACAGCAGGUCCUCCACUCUGUCGGGCUCCAGAGAUUCUCUAGAUAGUUCUAUCCAGAGACGAGAGACUGUUGGACUAGAACGAAGAGGCUCAGGGACCCUUCUCCAGGAUCAUAUCUCCUCCACUCGACCAGGAUAUCUCCCCCCUCUGAACCGGCAUGCCCCCAUUCCAGAUAUUGGGGUCAACGCCGUCACUCUGUGUCCACUGACUGCAAGUAGCAAAACACUCAAUAUUGUUUUUAAAGGGUCUAAGCCUGUUCUGCCCUGUGCACCUAUUCUCCCAAGAGACAUGAUAACCAGUAAAACGCUUUCGAGACGCCACUCCAUGCAGGGUGAGCAGAUUAAGCAGCUGUCCAACUUUGAAGAAAAGUUGGACCACUGAAGUCAUUUCUUUGUUUGUACAAUGGCUCUUAUUUUCCCCCUUUUCUCUCA